AUGGAAGUUGAGUUCCCAAUUGAUUCAGAUGGAGAUUCUACGAAAAAGGUACUUUUUAAAAUUAUUUCUGAGAAAUUGAUCAAAUUUUUAUAGAUUUCAAUCCCUAUUCCUCUUCCAAAAUAUACAAAUAUCGAAGAUUGGGUGAGAAAAGUAUGUGCUUCGGAAACAAGUUUAGAUUAUGAAGGUAUUGUUCUUCUUGUUGUUUUUAUUUCAAGUUUUUUGUUUUUAGAUGUCUAUCGAAAACUCCGUGAUUUCAUUCGAUCAGAAACCAGAAAAUAUGAAGAUUCCAAAAACGAUGUAUUGAUUUUGAGUUCGAUGUCCAAAAACUUUGCAUUUCCUCAAAUCCCAAAAGAUCAUCAAAGACAACCAAGUUUUGCUGAGAAAUUCCAAUUUGUUGUUUCAAAAUGCUCAAGUCAAAAUCUUAUAACAUUGAUGCAAAUGGAAGUAUUUAUGAAAAAAGAAAUGACUGAAAUGAUCCGAGCAAGAAAUUGGGAAGUCGAAGAAUUGACACGAAAAUGUGAAAAAGUAUUAGAUGAACAUAAUGAUGACAUGCAUCCACAUCAAAUUAGUAUGUUGAAUGAAAAACUAAGAGUGAGAGAAUCAAUAUAAAACACGGAUUAAUCUAAUUGUUUUAUUUUUCAGCAAGUCUAUGUGACAUAUUCUCAUCAAGUCGCUCAAUUGUCUGAAAAUCAACGACAAAAAUAUCGAAAAUCCGUUGAUUCUCUUUUUUCGCACGGAAGUUUACCAGCCGAUUUUAUAGAAGAAAUUGAUUUAGAUGAAAGCCAGUAAGACUGUUUUUUUGAAGUUUAAUAUGAAAUCAAAUGUUUUUUUACAGUUUCAUGGGACCAGCAACAAAUUCUACCAAUGCGGAAGGAGUCAACGAAAGUUUUACAAUAUAUAUUGGUUAGUUGUUUGUCAAAUCAUAAACUUUCAAACACCCCCUCAGAGCAAUACACCUAAUCUCUUUCUCGCUUUUCUUUUUCCUCUUCUCAUUUUUUUUGCAUCCACAGCUGUUGUUUCUUUUCUUUUACGUUUCCAUGAUUUAGUUUUUUUAUUGGUUUCUUUUCUACUUCUUUCAUCCAUCAUUUCUCAUAGUUUUACAUCAAUCUACUAUACAAACAUAUAUAUUUUUAAUUAAUUUAUAGGAGCUCAACUCAAAUCAAUGCACAAUGCUUGUUUAGUAACAGUUGAUACGAUGACUGAUAUUUGUCAAACAUUUGAGGUAAUUUUCAAUUUAAAAAAAAAUUUAAUUUUGUAAAUAAGAAAAAUUGUUUUUCAGGGAGAUUGGACAACUUCUUCUCGAUUAGAAAUGGCAACAAAAUUAUACGGUCGGAAUCUUGCUGCUGUAACAUUAUUAGUUCCAAGAGAUCCAAUGCAUCAUGUUACGUCAUCAACAAGUAAGAUUAAUAUACAUUUUUGUACUUGAAAAGAGUUUUUAGAAUUUCAAAAAUUAUGCGAACAAUCAACUGAAUUACAUUUCGAACCUCUUGCUGAACAAUUAAAUCAUGUCAAAACUUCAACUCGUCAAGGAAAUAUUUGGCGAGCAGAAUGUGUUGAAAAAGAUGAUUGCGGUGAAAAACAAAUCAAACCACAAUUACACGAUUCGGUAUUAUCGAUUGGCGAUGUUUAUUGUACAAAACAUUCAAAUCUUCAUAAAAUUCAAAUUGUUUUUCAUUUGGUGGCUGAUGAUGUAUUACAAUCUGUUGAAAUAUCAUCUCGACAUGCUUGUUUGAAUGGAAUUCGAAAUAUUAUCAAAAUGACCGCACAUUUUGGAAUUACCUCAAUUCAUUUGCCACUUUUAUUAAUUGAUAGACCAGAUGAGGUAACACAUUUUCAAAAAAAAAAACCCAAAACAAAAUUUUAUUCUAUUUUUAGAGUACAACAAUUCAAUGGUGUGUAAAACGAGCAGAAAUGGUUUAUAAAUGUGUGAAAGGAUAUUUAAUGGAAGUUUGUGGUGGAGCAGCAAAUCUCGAAUCAUUACCACAUUAUAAUGUUCAUUUUGUUCUACCAUCUGGUUUAACUCCUUCUAUUUAUACAACAAUUGCCAAUAUGUUUCCAUCGAUUUUUCAUUUGGUUCCAAGUGUUUCAAUCACUUUGUGA
Caenorhabditis angaria is the source of this 2100-nucleotide messenger RNA. Lineage: Eukaryota; Metazoa; Nematoda; Chromadorea; Rhabditida; Rhabditidae. The record is from the annotation of a GenBank genome assembly.